AUGGCGGGGAAUGAGCCAAAGAGGGAGAGGAAAAGGGUCUGUGCCCUCUUCUCUUCUGAUCCCGUGCUGAGGAUGUGCAUGGUCCAGAGCAGAGGGACUCAGAAGGGUUCCUUGUCUCCUCCAAUCCACCUCCUGAACAAAGGAGCCCAGCACGUCUUCAGUUCCCUGCCAUGGGGAUGCUGGGCUAACACUUACACACGCAAACACUUUCUGACAAGUGGGAGAAUGUCUCAGAGACGUGAUUUUGCUGGACAGCCUCCAGUUGUGGUUCUGCAUGGCACCUCUUGGGCCAUGGCUGGCAUCUGUCUGCCAUCCCAACAGGGCCCUGGGGUGGCCAAGAAUAACAGGGAAAGCCCCGCCCCCUCCCCUGCAGGAUCUGGGGGGGCGGGGGGCUCUCGCCCCUCUCUGCUGCCUGGAAGACUCGGGUCAGAACGAGGCUGCCGCGUCGUUAUCCAGGCCGGAGGAAGAAGCGUCCGCCGGUACCCGAGUUCGCAAUGCCUUAUGUGGUCCUUGAUGGAGCCUCACCAAAGAGGGCCAGGGAGAUUCUCAUCUACACAAGUGGAGCAUAGCAGUGUUCAUUCCAGCUAUUCCAGUGAGACCUUUGAGUCCUUCACAGAGGAGGAGGAGGAGGAAGAAAAAGAAAAAUGUCAACUGAUUGCGGGGAAACCCUCUGGCUCCUUGGUCUCUUCUGAAGAAUGCCAGGCCGGGUCCAGUGCCUCUGGGAGCCAACCUGUGAGCCAAAAGCUGAUGCCAAGCUUAAAGGAUGAAGAUGAGCCGUUGAAGCCAUUGGACUCUGCUGCUCUAGAAAGGAAAUUGAGUCCAAAGUGGAUCCAGCUUCUCAAGGGCAAAGAAAGUCACAUUGGACAGCCCCAGGCAGGCCCCGUGUCCCAAGCAGACGUCAUGGAGGCAUCAAAGAGUGAGCAGGACGCUCUGCAGGCUUUUUGUGCCAGGAAGAUAAACCUGCUGCGUCAUCAGCUGAGCCCUCAGGAGACACACGGCAGCAGCCAGCAGAGGCAGCGGCAAGGCUUGGAUGCAGGGAAGCGAGUGACAGAUGAAGUGAACAACUGUGUUGUUCCUCGUCAGCUGAUAAACAGAGUCUCUCAGCAAAACCUGAGGGCAACACCCAGCAAGGCAUCAGCAGUUAGAGAGCACAAGUGCUCCCAGUGUCCAGAGUGUACUGAGAAAAGAGGAGAGCUGUCCCAGCUGACCUUUCUGCGCCAGAAAAAGACCUUCCUCGAGUCCACUCUACUCAAAGAGAAGAUGGAGGAGCAUCACCACACCGAAAACUUUCUCAGCUUCAUUGGAAACAUCCACCAAAGCCUUCCCAGGCUCUCAGAUGACCCAGAGACCAUCUGGACAAGACUAAAUGCUCGAGGUCAGGUUGAAUUGAGUGGGGUUCAGCUUGGCCCCAGAGGAGGAGGUUGGAUUGAAAUAUAAGGGCCUCUCAUCUCCAUCCUCUUCUCCACCCUUUGAUGCAGCCAGCUGUUAAUAAUAACAUGAUCAAUAAACAAAUGUUUCUGUCAUGGUAA
Molecule: messenger RNA, 1529 nt
Organism: Vombatus ursinus (common wombat)
Lineage: Eukaryota; Metazoa; Chordata; Mammalia; Diprotodontia; Vombatidae
Gene: CUNH8orf48
Product: chromosome unknown C8orf48 homolog
Exons: 8
Coding region: 1-1437 (478 amino acids)
Source: RefSeq, a predicted model, not a curated record